This is a messenger RNA of Olea europaea var. sylvestris, 2475 nucleotides long. RefSeq names its product GTP-binding protein OBGC, chloroplastic. Bases 99 to 2039 code for a protein of 646 amino acids. Gene Ontology annotation, cellular component: mitochondrion. Gene Ontology annotation, molecular function: GTPase activity; magnesium ion binding; GTP binding. NCBI's taxonomy places the organism in Eukaryota, Viridiplantae, Streptophyta, Magnoliopsida, Lamiales, Oleaceae. The record is from RefSeq and is a predicted model, not a curated record. The transcript is spliced from 7 exons.
AAAAAAAAAAAAAAAAAAAGGGGAGCAGAAAAACUGUGUAAUGGCCUUGCAGUUCAUUCCAUUUUUCUGAACGUUUCACCAGUAAAAACAAUCAUAUUAUGGCCUAUUCUUGUGUGUAUACCGCUGCCAGUCUGAACUUUACUCCACGCUCCUCAUCAGCUCGUCGCAACCCCAAAGCCCCGCAAAUUCGAAAGCUAAAAUCCCAGAAGUAUCCUACUAAUCGUCGACCGCCGCCAUUUUCUUCUGGCGGUGAAGCCACCACCUUCACACGCCUCCCUCCUAAAGAUGACUUCUUUAUUGAUUCCCCUUCACAGUCCCUGGCUGAGACAAUUAAGCUGUCUGAAUCUGAAACACCUGCAGCCACUAGAACACGGAAAUUUUAUAAGAAGGGAGGGGAAAAAUCUGGGUUUGGUUCAAGAAAUGGUGAAGUUAAGGAAAAUGCAGGUUUGAGCGAUGAAAGAUUCGAGCUUUAUGAGGUUAAGGAUGGCUCUGAUAUUGGAAAUGUUAGUGAAAGAUCAGAUUUUGAUUACGGAAAAUUUGAGCUUUAUGAAGUGAAUUCGGAUUCGGAGUUUGAAAAUGAUGAUUUCGAUGAUGUAGAAGAGGAAGAAAUAUUGGGGUAUAGAAGUGAUGGAGUUGAAGAGGAGGUGAUUAAGGAGAAAGAUAAAGGUUUGCCAGCUGUGAUGAGGUGUUUUGAUCGGGCGAAAAUAUAUGUGAAAGCCGGAGAUGGAGGGAAUGGUGUGGUAGCAUUUAGAAGGGAGAAAUUUGUGCCAUUGGGGGGGCCAUCGGGUGGGGAUGGGGGGAGGGGAGGAAACGUGUAUGUGAAGGUGGAUGGUUCGCUGAAUUCCUUAUUGCCAUUUAGGAAGAGUUUGCAUUUUAGGGCAGGGAGAGGGGCACACGGGCAGGGUCAGAAGCAGAAUGGAGCAAAGGGUGAGGAUGUGGAGGUGAAGGUGCCUCCAGGGACAGUUGUAAGGGAGGCUGAUGGGGAUGUUCUCUUGGAGUUAUUGUAUCCAGGUCAGAAGGCAUUGUUAUUGCGUGGAGGGAGAGGUGGGAGGGGGAAUGCAUCGUUUAAGUCGGGAAUGAAUAAGGUGCCCAAAAUAGCGGAGAACGGGGAGGAAGGGCCAGAAAUAUGGUUGGAAUUGGAGCUGAAGCUGGUUGCAGAUGUUGGAAUAGUGGGAGCUCCUAAUGCAGGGAAAAGUACAUUUCUCAGUGUUAUAAGUGCUGCUCAGCCAGCCAUUGCAAACUAUCCCUUCACAACUCUGCUCCCAAAUCUCGGUGUAGUUUCAUUUGAUUAUGAUGCGACAAUGGUUGUUGCAGAUUUACCUGGACUACUCGAAGGUGCUCACACAGGUUUUGGACUAGGGCAUGAGUUUCUUCGUCACACGGAGAGAUGUUCAGUUCUGGUGCAUGUGGUUGAUGGUUCAUUGGAGCAACCGGAAUACGAGUUUGAUGCGGUUCGCCUUGAGCUGGAAAUGUUUAGUCCUGAAAUUGCAGAAAAGGCUUACAUAGUGGUGUUUAAUAAAAUGGAUCUACCGGAGGCAUAUGAAAAAUGGCCAUCAUUCAGAGAAAGGUUAAAAGCUCGUGGGAUUGAACCUUAUUGCAUGAGUGCUGUGACUCGAGAUGGUACACAGGAAGUCAUAUAUUCUGCUUAUGAACUUGUUCGGAAAAACAAGGAAGCCAAAGAAGAAGAAGGUACAAUUGGUCCACAAAAUUUGAAUUACGUGGCUGAUAUCGUGCAGAAGCAGCGAACUGCUCCAAUAAGUGAGUUUGAGAUCUCACGUGAUAAUGCCACCAAUACAUGGCAUGUGGAUGGAGCAGGCUUGCAACGUUUUGUCCAAAUGACGAACUGGAGAUAUGUAGAUUCCGAGCGAAGAUUUCAACAUGUUCUGGAGGCAUGUGGUGUGAAUAAGUCCCUCAUGAAACUUGGCGUUAAGGAGGGUGACACAGUCAUUGUUGGUGAGAUGGAGUUGGUGUGGCAUGAUUCCCCAAAUACUUCCAGCCCCAUAAGUAGGAAGAAGUGGGCAUCAGAUUCCAUCAAUUGACAUUAUCUGUCAUCAUCAUUCGUCCUCAAAAUUCCCAAAGUUCUACUACUAAGAGAUAAAGAAUUUAAACUGUAGGAGUAAUGUUCGCGCUCCAUGUCCAGCACCAAAGACAUGGAACCCAGUGAACAUAAAAUUAUCGUAUCUAGGACAAAGGUAGUCAAGCAAAUCAUAUGAUUAUGCUUCCAGUUUUUGGAGUGAAUCGAUCUCAUCUUCGAUCAGAGCAGUCAGCAUUUGCUACAGGCAUUGGCAGCAUAGACGACGUGUAAUUUUUCUGAUAGAAACAUUAGAGAAGUACCUUAUAUGCUAUGGUGCUUUCUUGUUUUCUUGGUCAGUUCACUUCAUUACAUUCUUUUACAGUGAAUAAAAUGUUACUAGGUUACCCUUUCCUAUUGUGAGUUCAGGUUUGGUAUAUCAUACACACUUCUUACCCCCACAA